This is a messenger RNA of Henningerozyma blattae CBS 6284, 2580 nucleotides long. RefSeq names its product serine/threonine-protein phosphatase. Gene Ontology annotation, molecular function: protein serine/threonine phosphatase activity. Gene Ontology annotation, cellular component: nucleus; cytoplasm. The transcript has a single exon. Bases 1 to 2580 code for a protein of 859 amino acids. The record is from RefSeq and is a predicted model, not a curated record. Lineage: Eukaryota; Fungi; Ascomycota; Saccharomycetes; Saccharomycetales; Saccharomycetaceae.
AUGGGUAAUUCAUCAUCUAAACCUCCAAAAUCUUCACCAACUUCCUCAUCUAACACUACUAGAUCAAAGCCAAUGAAGACAAGUUCGUCAUCAACAGCAGCUUCUUCAAAUUCUAAACGAAAUGGUAAUCGUUCAUCUACACAGUUGGAAUCAAGAUCUCGACCGCAAUUAGAAUCUUCAAAUUCAUUUUCUUCUAAUAACAUUCAAACUAUUAAUGGUGAUAACAGUAACUACAGUAACAAUACUAAUAAUAUCAAUACUUACAAUAGCAAUAAUUCCAAUAAUAAUGACUUACCCAAUUUGUCUAAAAUUGAUUCUAGGCAUACUACUAGAUCACAGAAAUCUCUAAGGUCCAGGGGUUCUCAUUCAUCUUUGACCAAAAUGAGUUCAAAUAAUUCUGUGGAACAAGAAACAAAUCAAUUUUAUAGAAGCGGUUCAACCGCUAAUAACAAUAGCAGUGGUAACCAAAUUGCAAGUACCAAUUCAAAUUCAAAUAAUAAUAGCAGAAGUUAUCUAAGUGUUCCAUCUGAAACUUACUCAAAAUCAACUCCCACAACCCCAAGUGGUAAGGAAUUUCGUGAUGAUGAUAGUAAUUAUAAUUCUUCAUUACAAACUAGGCCAGGUUCAUUACAUCAGAGGCAUCAUUCGAUGGGAAAUUUAAAUACAAUUGAUGACAAGUCUACAAAUUCUAUGAGAAGGUCAAGUUUUAAUACAAACUCAGAUUUACCACCUUCCAUGAUUAAAAUGGAACCAAAAUCUCCAAUUUUACAAAAUAACUCAAAUAUUUAUUCCUCCCCAUCAAAUGCAAAUUCAAUGACUUACUAUGAAAGUGCCCUAACAGAUGAUGAAGAUGAUAAGCAUGCAAAUAAUAUAAGUAAUAAUAAUAUCCCCGCAUCGAAUAAUAAUGAUAAUGAAAUUAUGACUUCAUCAAGACGCACUAAUAGCAGUAAUAAUGGCAGCUUAGAUAUAAGAAGAUCCUCAAAGCAAUCAAGUAGAACUAGCUCAUUCACCUCUAUUUCCAAGAUAAAUAGUAAAAGAAAAUCUUUUGAAAGCUCGAAUGAUAACUCGAAUUCUGCAUCUAAUAUAAAUUUUCCAAAUUCAAGUAGCACGCAUCAUCAGCCAAUGAUUAGAUCUAACUCUCAUGCAUCAUCUGUUCAUAGUAGGAGGUCUUCAAUGGGUUCAAAUGGUGGAACUGCUUAUAGCACCCCAUUAAAUUCGCCUGCUGUUAAGAAUAAUAGUAUAACUAAUUCUAGUGAUUAUUUUAGUUAUCAUUCUGAACCAUCUGAUGCGAAUAAUCUAGCAGGAACCAAUUUUAAUGUUAAUGAUAUGAAUGUUGAUAAUAAUAAUAAAAUAAACUCUAAUACUAUAAGCUCCAGUCAAAAUAAUGGGGAUUUAAUAAUAAAUAAUAAUUUUAGUUCACAAUUUAAUAAUGUCACUAAUUAUAAUAAUAAUAAUACUAAUAAUGAUCCUAAUAACAAUAACCUCAACCAAAUGAUAACAAUGGCAGAUGGAUCGAUACGAAAUUUAGACCCUACUUAUAAUAACGGUGGUUCAAGACAAACCUUGGAUGCCAAUAAUCAAGGUCAAAUUAAAAAGAAGAAGCCAAUAAAGCCAAUAGAUAUUGAUUUAACAAUUCAAAAAUUACUAGAUGCAGGUUAUGCUGCUAAAAAAACUAAGAACGUUUGUUUAAAAAAUUCCGAAAUUGCACAGAUUUGCCACUUAGUAAGAGAGAUAUUCUUAUCUCAGCCUUCAUUACUAGAAUUAUCUUCUCCGGUUAAAAUUGUUGGUGAUGUGCAUGGUCAAUAUGGUGAUCUUUUAAGAUUAUUCACAAAGUGUGGGUUCCCUCCAGCUGCAAAUUAUUUAUUCCUUGGUGAUUAUGUUGACAGAGGCAAGCAAUCUCUGGAAACUAUAUUAUUACUAUUUUGUUACAAGAUAAAAUAUCCUGAAAACUUCUUCUUACUAAGGGGGAAUCACGAAUGUGCCAAUGUUACUAGAGUUUAUGGAUUUUACGAUGAAUGCAAACGUAGGUGCAAUAUCAAAACUUGGAAAGUUUUUAUUGAUACUUUCAAUACACUUCCAUUGGCAGCUAUUGUUGCAGGCAAGAUCUUCUGUGUACAUGGUGGUUUAUCGCCUAUUUUAAAUUCGAUGGAUGAAAUUAGGCAUGUUUCACGGCCGACAGAUGUCCCAGAUUUUGGAUUGAUUAAUGAUUUAUUAUGGUCGGAUCCUACUGACUCUCCGAAUGAAUGGGAAGAUAAUGAAAGAGGUGUUAGUUAUUGUUAUAACAAAGUUGCUAUUAAUAAAUUUUUAAAUCGAUUCGGCUUUGAUUUGGUUUGUAGAGCACAUAUGGUUGUUGAGGAUGGUUAUGAGUUUUUUAAUGAUAGAAGUUUAGUAACUGUAUUUUCAGCACCGAAUUAUUGUGGUGAAUUUGAUAAUUGGGGUGCUGUAAUGAGUGUCAGUGAAGGCUUGCUAUGUUCUUUUGAAUUAUUGGAUCCAUUAGACAGUGCUGCUUUAAAGCAGGUUAUGAAGAAAGGUAGGCAGGAACGUAAGAUAGCAAAUAAGCAAAAUCAAUCUACAGCAUAA